Molecule: messenger RNA, 5874 nt
Organism: Biomphalaria glabrata
Lineage: Eukaryota; Metazoa; Mollusca; Gastropoda; Planorbidae
Exons: 21
Coding region: 115-2502 (795 amino acids)
Source: RefSeq, a predicted model, not a curated record
UACACCCAGAACCUUUCUACUGCAUCUGCUGCUCUCGACACCAGAGUAUAAAUAAUGUUGGAAGCCAAUGUGCGCCACAUCAGCAUAGGAGAACUUGAAUAGCUAGCAAGGAAGAUGGAGUUUCUCUUGGUCAUUGUGUCCCUGCUAGCGGUUGGAAACUCGCAGCUGAUCUUCGAGGUAACACCUCAAACUAUAUCACCAGGAGUCACCCCGUCCCUGAAUCUCCUGUGUACUAUAGAAGAGGCUGAAGAAGUGAGAGUUUUGUCCAUAUCAAUAUUUAGAAAACGUCCUGGAAAAGCAAAAGCACCUCAAGAACCAGUGGCUACCAUCAACUCUCUGGCACCUAGAUUGGCCAAACAGUUGAUUCGUUCACCUCGACUGAACGUGUUUGGUGAACUAGCAAUUGAGGCUGAGGGUAUAAGCUUUUUAAAAGUCAUCUGGCCCUGGCCGAGAGCUGAAGACCUUGGCCUCUACAUAUGCGAGGCGCAGGUACUUGGUGAGUUUGGAGAGUUAGUGUCCCUAAAAAGCGAAACCCAGUUGUCUACGCCGCCGGCUCCAACUAUUUUGAAUCCCACACAAAAUAGACUGUUGAAUAUUGUCCAGACGCUGGUAAACAAGCUCGAGGGUUUUGAUAAGACAUUAGUUUCACUUGAAAGACGCUUGGACAAUGUCACCACCCAAGCUGCUGAGAAAGAGAGAGCGCUGUUGGAGCAAUUGGCUACACUGGCUAAUCAGACCUCAUCACUUUUAACUGAAGGAACCACAGCGGCUACCACUAUAGAAGCAGUGGCGACUACAACUGCGGCCAGGAGGGUUCCACCGACAAGGAGAAGGCCCUAUCCAUGGAGAAGAACUACCGCUAGAACCACGGUAACACCCCAAGUUGCGACAUCCCCAGCCGCUGGUGCUGCCCAGACAACCACAGCUGGCAUAACUGCAGCAAUAGAUGGGAAAACCACAGCAGCAGUAGAUAAAACCACAGUUGCGGCUGGGGAAACCACAAAAGCAGCUGGUGAAGUUGCAACAGAAGCAGGUGAAAUCGUAACACCAGCUGGUGAAACUACAGUUAGUGAAACCACAACAGCAGCUGGUGAAACUACAGUUAGUGAAACCACAACAGCAGCUGAUGAAACUACUGAAGAAGCUGUUGACGAAACUACAAUAGCAUCUGGUGAAACGACAGUGGUGGUAGAGGAAACCACACCAGUUGUAGCAGAUGACACCACCACAGCCUUAGAAGAAGCAACUGACACCUAUUAUGAUGUGACCACACUGACCCCAGAAGAACUAACUGAGGCCUUAGACGAGACGACAUUUUUCAUUGAAGAGUUUCUGGAAACCACUACAAGUACACCAUUGGAACCCGAAACAACAAUAACAAUUACAGAAAUUCAGUUGGUUCAGUUUCUGACAACAGUCAAGAUCCUAAUCGCAAGACUUGAUGCUGUCAACUUCACAGUUUUACAGCUAGAAGAGAGAGUCAAUGGAGCUUUGCCUGAUACAACUUCCAAUGUAACAGACUCUAAUAAAGCUGACACAGAAGCCCUUCUAUCAAGAAUCGAAGAGCUGACAACUUUGGUGGAAAUAAUGAAUUCAACAGUUAUUGUUCUUGAAGAGAAACUUGUAGCUCUUGAAGCUGAUACUACUGACAAUCUCGCAGAAGUGAAUGAAACGAAACCAAUUACUAACACAGUGACUUCGAAAGUGGAAAACGAGACCAAUGAAACAGAAAGUGACCAAGCAACAAUAAGGAAAAUGUCCGAGACUAUUGAAAUCUUAACAUACCAACUGGCACAAUUUAAUCUGACCAUUAUUGAGCUGGAAGAGAGAGUAUCCAGUUACAAGAACACGGAGCUGGAAGCUGGAAACGAGUUGGAGAAUAACAAAGUUGAAAGCGCCGACAACGAAACAGAGACCGAGCCAGUUACAAGACUGACUUUGGUUGCUACUGUAGAAGUCCUGUCUAACCAACUAGAGACUGUCAAUGCAACAUUAUCUGCUUUGGAGAACAAACUCGCUCUCUUGGAAACCCAGGAAAACAAAACAAGUUCCGAGCCAGCUCAAGACCUGGCCAGUUAUUUCACAUCCUUAACUUCAAGUUACUUCCUGUUCAAAGGCUCCGAGAACACAGAUAGUUACAAAGCCCAGGCAGUGUGCGAGUCUAAACAGCUUUAUUUGACAGAGAUUGGAGACCAAGCUGAAUUCAACGUUAUAGAAAUGGAAAUAGCUCCUUUUGUUGUCGAUGAUUGGCUUGUGAUCAUCGCUGGCAAACGAAGAUCAGGAAGAAACGAAUGGGUUUGGCAGAAUAGUGGCUCUAAUGUCACAUACUUUUCAUGGGCGGCUGGAGAACCAUUUCAACCUAAUCAAGACAACGACUGCCUGGCCAUCACAACUGUCGGUGGUGUUGCUAGCAUGGUGUCCAUCCCUUGCUAUGUGGAGAGAGGUCGAUUCUUUUUCUUGUGUGAAAAGGAACUUCCACUAGCCUCCUUCAGAAAUGCAUGAACCACAGCAGCUAUAAAUAAUGUAUUUCACCCUUGACCUAUAUCUACUCGUAGUGUUUAAGACUGAGAACAAAAUGUAGUAGUUUUGUAUAGUUUAUACAACAGCGAUGAUAUAAGAUAAUAGUAUAUAGUAGAAUUAAGUCUUAUACCUUAUCUUAUAAAACUAAGGUGACCCAUCGACACAAUGUAAAUAGAUUGAGUGUACAUCUCAAAACAAUUUUUGUACAGGCAUAACAAUCCACAGAUGAGUAGCCCAUUUCUCUCUUGACCAAUGCUUACAAUAACAGCGUCUGGCCAGCACAAAGUAUAUUUCAUGCAGACGAUGCAGUUGUUGUUUUUUAACUUUUAUUUGUAUAUCCUUAUGCAGGCAAUGACACCAUUAACCACGUCAUAAACACACACUUGCUUGAUAGUCCAUAGAACAGAAACACAUUCUAAAUACUGCAGGAGAGAAUUGUAAAUAAAGGACAACUCUGUACAAUAAUAAACUGAGUAAACAUUGUGUUACCAUGGUGUGUGUGUGUGUGUGUGUUAAGUGCUCCAACUAUUUCUAGAAAAAAGUAACCAGAGAACAAAUUGCGUGUAAAGCAAACUCAAGCUGAAGACCCAACCAUAUUAAAAGAACCCAAAUUUCACUACUGACAAGCCAUCUGUAUUGUAACUAUAUAAAUAUCAAAUCUAAUUCUUACAUUUGUUAGUAAAUGUUUCGGAUGUUCCUUCAGAGUUGAAGAUAAUCUACUUCCUAGUCCAAACCCGCCUGAAGGAAGAUGACAGCGGGCAGGGUAUGAACACUUGGACAAUUGAGACAACCAAACGACAGUCCAGUGUGCCUACCAGUGUGCCUACUGCAAGACCAGGCAGCCAUGAUGUGUAAAUCUGCAAUUAAAGGAAGUUCUCAAAUCUGCCCAUCAAGACACUACCCAGAACCAUCAACAUGAUCGACCAACACCAUGUAAAACAAAACAACACAAAUUUGAUAAGCAGAAAUAAACCCCUGUUUAGGUUGACAACCUGAGAAAAUGUAUGCUGAACUUGUGUGACAUAAUGAGGGGGGGGGGGGGGAAGACAAACCGCCAAUGGAAUCGAUAUCAAAGAGUCUUAUAACUGACCACCAUCCCUCCAAAUGCCAGUACUUGCAACAAAUGAUUUAUGAAAUCAAUCAGUAAAUCAGAAAUCAAUCAAAACUUUUGGCAGUUACUAUUCAUAAAGUCCAAAAACAAAAAACACAUCCAUCUCAAAUAUUUUAUUUACAUUUUAGUACAAAAAAAAAUUCCCAACUUAACUGGAAAAGAAAAAUAGUCUUAACAGAAUUUUAUGUUCACAUCAGAUAGUUAACCAAUUCUUGUUUCUGUAACAAGUUUUCCAAAAUAAAAACAAACUUUAAUGAACACUUCAAAACUAGAUUUUGUGUCCAGUGAGCUAAGAGUUAACAAAUGGUUCAAAUCAAUGGGCUUUGUACAGUUCUCACCAUCCUAUGGCAGCAAAUGGAAAAUGAGAGUUUAAAUACUGAAUAUUCUCACAAGCAUAAAUCAUUACAACAAAAAAUAUUUUCUAUAAACUUAAACAAAAGAUCAAUAUAUAUAACAUAUAAUAUGUGCAAUACUGCCACACAAAUUAUAGGUAGAAGUAUAUAAUAGUAAUAAAUGAAUAAACUAUUGAACAGAUUAAAUCUUUGAAAAAAAAGGAACAAAAAAUGGCAUGCACGUGUUUUAUACAAGGAGAAAAAGGAUAAUAACAAGCUAAUACAGUAAGAAUAGUUUUUUAGUAUAGCGUGGACACACAAAAUAUAUACAUAAUUACAAUCUCAAAUUAGACAAAAAUGGCAAAAAAAUUUUAAUUUGAACAAAUAGCCAAAUAUUACUAUAAAGAGUGUGUUGAAAAUGAAAACAAAAAUUAAUUUGGAAAAUAGAAUUCUAUGAAACAAACAAACACUCUCUUCUCUAAUUUGUGAAGCAAAAAUAAUGUAUAUACCAGUGGUAAAAAUGUAUCCCACAUGGUAACCAUACAAAUGGCUAGACACGCAAUAGACUAUGUCCAACAGAAAUUAAAUCUGAGAAAACAAAACAACACUAUGAUAAUGAGAGUUAUGGACAGAGAGUAUUCAUUGUUAUGUACUUGAACAAUGUUAGUAAGUACAAUGUAAGGGCUUAGGGUUUAUACACUUCUUUAGUUAGAAAAUAAUUUCCAUUAAUAUCUAGUACAUAAGUCAAUGGAAAGACAGAAAAUUCAAAGACUUCAUUAAAAAGAGAAAUUUUACUGGUGAUAGACUUUUAGAAAAUUAUAUUUGUCAAUUUUAAGAAAGGGAGCAUGGUGGCUCUCCAUUUUGAGCUUUGGAAUCUUCAUGACACCCAACUCUAAUGGAUAGCUGACAUAUUGGUGAAGUAGAGUCAUUGUGCUGCCCACAUGACACCCUAGUUAACCAUCAGCCACAGAAGAGGAAAAGAUAACCAUGUCUGAAAGGAGUAUUAUUCUUAUUAAUUUAACAAAAAAAUAUGAAUUGUAUAAAAUAAACUGACAACCAAAGAAAAAAAAAAAAUCAGGGCAAAGAAAACCAUUUCUGUUAGAAAAUUCAGCUGCUAAGACAUUCCUCUAUUAUGUUUUCCUCUGCCAGAACGUACAGUUUUGAUUAUGAGGCAUACUAAGAAAUUGUUCCCAAUCCUGCUCAACCAAAUGACUAUUCUAAGUAGCAGGUAUGUCAUGGUAUAUAAAGCCACUUAUUUGGAACCAACUGCAGGUCAAAUACAAAAUAAAAUCUACCAAACUGAUUGUCAUCCCACAUUUCUUUAAUUAUGGAAAUAAUAUGGAAAGUAAUCAUAAAAAACCAGACAAGGAAAAAUUAUAAAUGCAGUACCCCAAUUUUUUUUUUUAUUUCAUUAUAAUUUACUAUUAAUUAGUAGAAGGUAUAAUGUAUAGUUGAAAACUUUUCUACACUUUUCAAACAUUAUUUAUAAGGCCACUAGGCCUAGCUGCCAUGCAUGGGCUAAACUACUAACACUAGUCAUUAAAUCAAUAACAAACACAGUCCCAUCAUAUAUAUCAUUGAAAACUGUCUUAGUAUUAUAGAAAGUGUCUUAUUUUAGUAUUAAGUCCUGUCAUAGCAUCAUUGAAAACUGCAAUUGUAUCAUUGUAAUUCAAUGUGCUCAGCUCUUCUGAAAAAUAUUCUUUUCAAUCUUUAUAGCAUUUAGUGCAAUACUAUUUCUGAUCUGUGUAUGAAAUAACUUGUUCUUAGAUUGAUGUCUCAGACUUGUAUGGCCCUAAAAGGCUUAGAUGUAUAGAAAGUGGCAUGUGCAUGCAGGUCUUACAACCUAACACAACACAGUAACAGAAGUAGAUGUCUGUUAUUGAGGGCUUGAUGAUCUAGCAUAAAUGCUAA